This is a messenger RNA of Leptonychotes weddellii (Weddell seal), 2142 nucleotides long. NCBI's taxonomy places the organism in Eukaryota, Metazoa, Chordata, Mammalia, Carnivora, Phocidae. The record is from RefSeq and is a predicted model, not a curated record.
CUGGGCCGGCGGCGGCCCCGAGCGGGCGGCCGGGGGGAUGCGCGGCUUGUCGGGUCGGCGGCGGUGCCGGUAAGGUGUGGAAGCAGACGAGAACGGAAGCGUGCAGACGCUCCCCGGAUACCCCUUUGGCGCCGGGACUAGGGCAUUGGAGCUGGGAUGGAAGGAUGCCUCUAGUAUGACAUGUGCUGAGAUUCCACCUGCUUUUUAACCAUGAAGGAGACAGACCGGGAGGCUGUAGCAACAGCUGUUCAGAGGGUUGCUGGGAUGCUUCAGCGCCCGGACCAGCUGGACAAAGUGGAGCAGUACCGAAGAAGAGAGGCCCGGAAAAAGGCCUCAGUGGAGGCCAGACUGAAGGCUGCAAUCCAGUCCCAGUUGGACGGUGUGCGCACAGGCCUGAGCCAGCUGCACAAUGCACUGAACGAUGUCAAAGACAUCCAGCGGUCCCUGGCUGACGUCAGCAAAGACUGGAGGCAGAGCAUCAACACCAUUGAGAGCCUCAAGGAUGUGAAGGAUGCUGUCGUGCGGCACAGCCAGCUUGCCGCAGCUGUGGAAAACCUCAAGAACAUCUUCUCAGUGCCCGAAAUUGUGAGGGAGACCCAGGACCUCAUAGAACAAGGGGCGCUCCUACAGGCCCACCGGAAGCUGAUGGACCUGGAGUGUUCCCGGGACGGGCUGAUGUAUGAGCAGUACCGCAUGGACAGUGGAAACACUCGUGACAUGACUCUCAUCCACAGCUACUUUGGGAGCACGCAGGGGCUCUCGGACGAGCUGGCCAAGCAGCUGUGGAUGGUGCUGCAGAGGUCACUGGUCACUGUUCGCCGUGACCCCACCUUGCUGGUCUCAGUUGUUAGAAUUAUCGAAAGGGAAGAAAAAAUCGAUAGGCGCAUACUUGACCGAAAAAAACAAACUAGUUUUGUUCCUCCUGGGAGGCCCAAGAAUUGGAAGGAGAAAAUGUUUGCCAUCUUGGACAGAACCGUGACGACUAGAAUUGAGGGCACACAGGCAGACACCAGGGAGUCCGACAAGAUGUGGCUCGUCCGCCACCUGGAAAUCAUAAGGAAGUACGUCCUAGAUGACCUCAUCGUUGCCAAAAACCUGAUGGUUCAGUGUUUCCCUCCCCAUUAUGAGAUCUUCAGAAACCUCCUGAGCAUGUACCACCAGGCCCUGAGCACGCGGAUGCAGGAGCUUGCGUCCGAAGACCUAGAAGCCAAUGAGAUCGUGAGCCUGUUGACAUGGGUCUUAAAUACCUACACAAGUGCAGAGAUGAUGGGGAACAUGGAGCUGGCCCCAGAAGUGGAUGUCAGCAUCCUGGAGCCUUUGCUUUCUCCAGAUGUGGUCUCUGAGCUGCUUGACACGUAUAUGUCAACUCUCACUUCAAACAUCAUUGCCUGGCUGCGGAAAGCACUAGAAACAGACAAGAAAGACUGGAUCAAAGAGACGGAGCCCGAAGCCGACCAGGAUGGGUUCUUCCAGACGACACUCCCUGCCAUUGUCUUCCAGAUGUUCGAACAGAAUCUUCAAGUUGCUGCUCAGAUAAGUGAAGAUUUGAAAACAAAGGUACUUGUUUUGUGUCUUCAGCAAAUGAACUCUUUCCUGAGUAGAUACAAAGAGGAAGCUCAGUCAUAUAAAGAAGAGCACCUGAGGAAUCGGCAGCACCCCCACUGCUAUGUCCAGUAUAUGAUCGCCAUCAUCAACAACUGCCAGACCUUCAAAGAAUCCAUAGUCAGUUUAAAAAGGAAGUAUUUGAAAAAUGAAAUGGAAGAAGGCAUGUCUCUGAGCCAGCCAAGCAUGGAUGGGAUUCUGGACACCAUUGCAAAGGAGGGCUGCAGCAGCCUGCUGGAGGAGGUCUUUCUGGACCUGGAGCAACAUCUCAGUGAGCUGAUGACAAGGAAGUGGCUGUUAGGAUCCAAUGCUGUGGACAUUAUUUGUGUUACCGUGGAAGAUUAUUUCAAUGAUUUUGCCAGAAUUAAAAAGCCGUAUAAAAAGGUUCUGCCAUCUGUUCACAGGCGGGAGGGUGUGUGCCCUGCACAGCUGCCUGGCCAGCCUGGGUCUCAGCAGGUGCCUGGGGCGUGGGUCUCAGCGGGGGACGGCCGUCUCCAUGGCGGCUGCUUCAGUGGUGGCCUCGUUUUGCACGAGUCUUGA